Salvia miltiorrhiza (redroot sage) is the source of this 611-nucleotide messenger RNA. RefSeq names its product protein RADIALIS-like 4. The record is from RefSeq and is a predicted model, not a curated record. Gene Ontology annotation, molecular function: DNA-binding transcription factor activity. The transcript has a single exon. Lineage: Eukaryota; Viridiplantae; Streptophyta; Magnoliopsida; Lamiales; Lamiaceae. Bases 4 to 273 code for a protein of 89 amino acids.
GUUAUGCAUAUGUAUUACGAGAGAGAGAGAGAGAGAGAGAGAGAAAUGAGUUCGAAUUCGAAUUGGACGGCGUGGCAAAAUAAGGUGUUUGAGGAUGCAUUGGCAAGCUACGACAAGGACACGGCGGAGUGGUGGCAGAAUGUGGCGAGGGCGGUGGGCGGGAAGAGCGUCGAAGAGGUGAAGCGUCAUUACCAGAAGCUUCUUCAAGAUAUCAACCAUAUCGAAACGGGCAAGGUCCCACUGCCCAAUUACAAUCCUUACAAAUCUAAUUAAAUCAAUAUAUAUACUUCACUUCUCUUCUAUUCUAAUUUUGCAUUUUAGCUGUACCAAUGUUUUCUGUAACUUAAUGUAAGCAUCAGAAUAUAUAUCCAGCCUUCUUUUCUUCACACUUGUUCAGCUUUUUUUUUUCCCCUUAACGUUUUGCAUAUAGACGAGUACUUUUUUUCCCCUUUCUUGGUGUUUUCUCUAUUGGAUUUUCGCUUUGGUAGAUUUUAGUGAGGCUCGACCAUAAAUGAGUGAUCGAGUUGUGAUCUUCUACCAAUGCUUCGUAGACUGUAAGUCUAUAUAUAACGAAAUCAUUUCAGUAAUGGUAGUAUCAAUUUUGUAAUUUA